This is a messenger RNA of Hypomesus transpacificus, 669 nucleotides long. RefSeq names its product folliculogenesis specific bHLH transcription factor (gene figla). The transcript is spliced from 4 exons. The coding region runs from base 10 to 669 and encodes 219 amino acids. Gene Ontology annotation, biological process: developmental process; regulation of transcription by RNA polymerase II. Gene Ontology annotation, molecular function: DNA-binding transcription factor activity, RNA polymerase II-specific; RNA polymerase II transcription regulatory region sequence-specific DNA binding; protein dimerization activity. The record is from RefSeq and is a predicted model, not a curated record. NCBI's taxonomy places the organism in Eukaryota, Metazoa, Chordata, Actinopteri, Osmeriformes, Osmeridae.
AUAGGUCCAAUGAGGGUCCCAGAGGCUGAAAUAAUGGGUGACAUUUUAAUGCGAGCAAUAGGUGAGCCGGUGCUCCCUAUUCACUGCAAUGUUACAAAAUUCAGACGCGGUUCCAACGGCCAGUAUGUGGACGCAGAAGAUUGGAGUGAAAUUGUGAAGAGAAGACAAAUGGUCAAUGCCAAGGAACGCCAGAGAAUAAGGAAUUUAAAUGGCAUGUUCUCUCGAUUGAAGCGCAUGGUGCCUUUGAUGCGUCGUGACAGGAAGCCUAGUAAAGUAGACACUCUUAAGGCUGCCACAGAAUACAUAAGGCUACUUGUUGCUGUACUACAGGACUCCGACACUAAUGCUGCAGGCCCCACUGAUUUCCUCAGGAAUGCAAUCAACUAUGCGACCACUGAUGGCAUCGCCAAUGACAUGUGGAGAUUGGAUGAGAUACUGGAGGGUGUGUCUGGCGAGGCAGACAUGACAGAUGCCGUGACCAUGACCGUCCCUGUUGUCACAGCAGAGUACGGAGAUACGGAUGGAGACAUGGGUGGGCUGGUGUUGCACCAUUGUGUGGUGCCCACCUACCAGUACAUCCUCCAAGUGGCCCCGGAUCAGACUAUGGUACUAACUGAACAAACCAACUAUGUUGGCCCCAGCAUGGAGCCGCUUGCUCCCACUUCAUAA